Polyodon spathula (Mississippi paddlefish) is the source of this 1962-nucleotide messenger RNA. Its product is annotated as SPARC. Bases 132 to 938 code for a protein of 268 amino acids. Gene Ontology annotation, molecular function: extracellular matrix binding; calcium ion binding; protein binding. The transcript has 9 exons. Gene Ontology annotation, biological process: anatomical structure development. NCBI's taxonomy places the organism in Eukaryota, Metazoa, Chordata, Actinopteri, Acipenseriformes, Polyodontidae. The record is from RefSeq and is a predicted model, not a curated record.
GAGGGAGAGGGAGAGGGAGAGAAGAAGAGAGGGGGGGGAGAAACUACAGGAGGAUAUAAAGACACAGUCAAAGCAAGACCACGGGCCGACUGGCUGUACUGAGAAUUCAUCCCCUGUUCUGCUCUGUACGAAUGAAGAUGCUGGUCUCUCUGUAUCUGUGUCUCCUGCUGGUGUUUCUGCAGACUAGGAGCUCCACAGCUUCCAAAGGACAAAGGAACCAGAAGCUUGCAGAGGACAUGCUGAGACCCUACAUCGGCCGUGUUGAACCAGAGGAACUGUGUAAGUUACUCAAGUGCUACAAGCCCGUUGGGUCGUGGUGUAAGGUUGUGGAAGAGGACGGGGUCCGCGUUCCCAAGUGUGUCUGCCCCAAAUCCUGCCCCAGACAGGUGGCGCCAGUGUGCAGUGUCCUGGGGAAGUCCUAUGGGAACCAGUGCCUGUUACACAAGGAGGCAUGCAGGAAACGACGCAGGACUGGCCUGGCUCACCAGGGGCACUGUAUCGUGCCUGAGGCUGUGUGCUCGGAGAGGGAGUACGAGCAGUUUCCCUUCCGCCUGCUGGACUGGUUCCUGCUCCUGAGCCUCAUGGGGGACCUGGGUUCAAACAACACCAACAACAUUCCCAGCCCCCCCCUGCCACAGAGCUGCCUGAGCAGAAAGCAACGCAGGAGACUGGCUGAGUGGCGGUUUGGUGUCCUGGAUCGGAACAAGGAUGGUAAACUGGGCCGGAGAGACCUGAAAAAGCUUCACUACAAACACAUGCCGCUGGAGCACUGUGCACAGAGAUUCUUCCAGUCCUGUGACGCAGACAGCAAUAAGAAGGUGACUCUCAGGGAGUGGACAGGCUGCCUGGUGGAUCGCUCUGAGAUCUGGUUCCAGCAAUUCAUGUCUAUGAAGAUGGGUUCCAGUAAGCUGUGCCUUCAGCUGGAGAAUAACCACUGACAGAUCAACUGAUCUUUAUGACUUUAUUUCUAUUGAGUUCCAGAUGCUGAUGUGACAGCCAUGUCUUUGUAUCAGAUAGUUUGUAUCAGGUGGCUGGUAUUAGAUAGUUUAUAUCAGAUGGAAAUGAAAAAUAAUAAUAAGCUAUACUGUUUAAUUAUACUUAUUUAACUAUGUGUUACUUAAACUAGACUGCCAUAUAGGGUCCUGUGUAAGAUGCUAGUUGAAAGCCCCCAAUCACUCUGAACUCUUGCAAUGUAUAGACUAUAUAGAUUGUAUAAUAAUAUGUGAUUUGCUCUAUGCUGGUGUCAGACCUUUUUGCCUAUCUGAUCAUGCAGAUUCCCAAGUGCUUGAAAGAACUCUGUUUUGUCUCGUGCAUAGCAGACAUCCGUAUGUACUGUAUCAGCAUAACCCAGCUGUGUGUCAUUAUUUACACAUGUACUGUUCCCCAAUGGGAUUUUUCAUCACAGUGCCCGACCACCUGAAGUCUAUAUUUAUGUUGCGUUAACGCCUGCAUGGCAAGUUCUGGCCACCCCUAGAAAAGCUAUUAGCUUUUACAGCAAGUGGAUAAUUGAUCAGUACUCAACGCAGCAGUUGAUCACAGCCAAUAAAAGAGCAAUUAGGAGCUGAGCCAGCUGUGUCACAUCACAAACAACGGAUUCUGUAAUUUACUAGAGUAAUGACUAAUAAUGACUUAUAGAGAAAGAUCAUUACCAGACAAGUAAUAUAUUAUGAAACUAUAUAUUGCACAAAUACAUUGUGUGAAUCAUUACACAACACAAUGGGUGAAUGCUAAGAUCAGUGCAGUUUUAUAGUGCAGUAUUACAACUAUGUGUAGUUUACUGUAGGUUUCAAUGUGUUUUAUAUUUGAAUGCUUAUUGAAUGCAGUAUAUCUGUGUUAUGUGCACUAUGUAGUGGUAUGCAUGUGUAAAAAAAGGUUGUUUUAAGAAAGAGAGUAAAUUAAAUGAAUACCAAUUGUUUCACUAGAUAAAUGAAAUCAAAUCUUUUUUUUUUUUUUUAUCUAAAA